Molecule: messenger RNA, 1881 nt
Organism: Racocetra fulgida
Lineage: Eukaryota; Fungi; Glomeromycota; Glomeromycetes; Diversisporales; Gigasporaceae
Source: the annotation of a GenBank genome assembly
CUAAAUGAUAAUGGAAAUAAUCAGUUAAAUGAAGAGAGGGAAAGUUUUGCAAUUACAUCAUGUGAAACAUCGGAAACUUAUCCUAAUAACGAAGAUGGGUCUAAUAAUAAACGUUCAAAAAAAGGAAAAAAGCUUCCGAAUAAUGGAAAUAAUGAUUUAAAUGAAGAUAGAGAUCAUAUUGUAAAUGAGCAAUCAGAUACCUAUUCUAAUACUUUAAAUUAUGAGGAUAAUUCCCAUUUUACUGAAAAUUCAUUAUCUGCUGAAUCUUCUGGUAACAAUUUAUCACCUACGAGAGAUAUGUUAUCAAAUAGAAUGAAAGAUCUAUUAUCAAGUAGAACAAAUCAAAUGAAUCAAGUAGAUCAAAGUUUUGAUAAUGAAAAGCCAUCUGAUUAUUCUUCUAACUCUCAAAAUACCCAACAUUUUGAAACCAAUUUUCAUGCUGAAAAUGUAAAGUCGGGACAAGAUGAUUAUGGUCAGAAUAGUAACAAGAUUUUGUCCUUACGAAAAAAUGUUGCAUUAAGUAAGACUUUAGUGGAUUCGCCAAAAAAUCAAAAAGACAAAAUUCAACCAGAGAAUGUAAAUGAAAGUGAUAAUGUCACAGUACUUCAACACGAUGAUAAUGAAAAUUUUAACCCACAAUUUAGCGAGACCGACGCUAAUCAAGAUGUUAAUUUUGAAGAAAACAUGGAUAGUGUUGACAAAACUAAAUUCUCUAAGCAAAAAGGAAAAAAGAAGUUUACUUCAUUACAAAGCGAACAGUCUGUUCAGCAAAAAAUUAUUGAUAUGGGCGUAGAGCAUGAAGACUUGAAACAUGAUGACUCUAUUCAAAGUAAUAAAAAUGCAACUGGGAAAAGUGUGCAGCAAGAUUCUGUUCAAGAUGGAAAGUCCACUUCGCAAUCGAGUGGGAUUACAAAUAUUGUUAAGUUGAUUGAAAAGGUUCUUCCGAAAGAAAAUGGCGAUGACGUUAGAAUUGUGUUUUAUGUUCAUAUGCCAAAAAUCCAUGAUAUUGGAACACCAUAUGUUGUUGGUAAUAUAACAGAAUUAGGAGAUUGGGAGAAACUCACAAUUAAACUCACUGAAAAAAAAAUUUCUGGCAAACCUACUUCAUGCUGGGAGUCGAAACCGGUUCGCAUUCCACUUGCUCAAUUUGAAAAAAAAGUUAUUAGAUACAAAUAUGCAAUCAAGGAAAAGGGUAAAAAGAAGAAUAAACCUUUGUUACGUGAAGGAGGCGAUGAUCGUAUCCUUGAGGCAGACGGAGGUGAUAAAUAUGAGAUCUGGAAAGAAAAUGAUAGAAUCUCCUUCCCUAUAGAACUUAAGGAAAUUAAAGAUGUUUAUUUAGUGAAAAUCAUUUAUGACUCUGUGACUCCUGAGAACCUUAAAGAAAAGAUUAUGAAGUAUGAAAAGAUUAUGAAUCUUUAUCCGAAAUCAACGAAAGCUGCUACAACUAUUGAUUUUAUAAUGAAUUCAUUUCUUGAAGAUAAAUCCUUAGAAAAAAGACUUUUCUUAUGCGUUCUUUUGGGGUAUUAUGUGAAAGAAAGAGAUUCUCAAUAUUGUUCAUUACCUAUAGGAUUCCAGUCAUCUCUUGUUUUUGAUACGUUACAAAAUGUUACUGCUGAAACACUCCCGUCUGAUACUUAUAAAAUCUUGACACUAGCAAUUCCACUUCUGGUUCGACACAACCAUCUGGCUGAUUCACUCGAUUGGCUUAAAAUUUUUGGCGUAGCCAGUUUUAUUGACCCGAAAUAUGAAUUCAUUGAUUACAUUUCAGACUUUUACUAUAGUGAGAAAAUUAUGCCUAAUUUUUUUAAAAGUUUUAAUGAUUUGGUUACUCCAGUUAUUUGUACAAUUGAAGAUAAAGAAAUUUAUGCAAAGAUUAUCAAG